AUGGACGAAAACGAAGAACAACCUGAGAUGAAAAAGAAAACUCUUAAACGUGUUUUCUCGAGAUUUUCUGAGAAGACGACGAUGCACGCCGCACCCUAUAUCAAUAGUGCUACAUACACUACUGCUAAAGUAAUAUGGUCGUUCCUACUAGUAGCCGGCCUCGGGGCAAUGACACUGCAUCUUUACUUCCUGAUCAAUAAUUUCAUACAAUGGCCAAAGAAAACGACGCUAACACUUGGAUUCAGCAAUUUGGAACUUCCCGCCAUCACAAUUUGUAAUGUAAACCCUGUUCGGAAAUCCCAACUAUACAGGACGAGCGACAAGUUGCAAGACUUGGUAGACAUAGUGGAUCCUGUAAAAUACUUCGAAAACAGAAGAAAGAAGAGGUUUGUGGAUGCCUUGGACAACAGGAACUUGAGUACCUACGAUGACGAGACGGACUAUGAUGAAUACUAUGACUAUUAUGAUAACCAAGAUGACUAUGAAAAUGACGAAUUUGAAGGUCCGAGGGACAAGUUAGCAGAAAUCAACAGCAUAUUCACUGAACUGUAUAUGAAGGAAGAAAUGGGUGUCCGGGAAGAGAUUGGCCAUAAUAUCUAUAGGAUGCUCAUGCGCUGUAUCUUUAGUCGUUUCUCGUGCUCGGCAGACAAUUUCACCUUGUUCCAAUCUCAGCAAUAUGGCAACUGUUAUACAUUAGACCAAAAGAAAAUGAUUGUAAAAGAGUCUGGCCCUGAAAGAGGGCUUACCUUGAUGCUGUAUACGGAGAAUUAUGAAUACCUGGAUGGAAUCACAGAUGGCUACGGAGCAAGAGUGCAUAUCCAUGCCCGUGACACAUUUCCGUUUCCGUAUCAAUCUGGCUUCUUUGUACAGACAGGGCAUGAAACUACCGUCGCCCUAAAACAGACGCAGAUAAAUCGGAUAUCGAAACCACACGAAUUGUGCAUCAAGUCAAGAAUUCAGAGAUUUUUACAACAAAACGUACACCAGGCAGUUCGAAGAGGAUGUGUACCAGCGGGUCAGUAUCUGCUCCGGGAGUCGGUAUGCGAGGAUCUUCCAGAUGACUGUGAGAUUUUGAGAAAUUCCACAGUGGAAGGCCUGGGGAGAAAUUUUAUAAAGCUUGUAAUAUAUUAUAAACAGCUAAACUACCAGUACCUGAAGGAGGAGCCAGACAUUGAGAAUUCACAAUUUGCCUCGGACGUUGGUGGAGCAAUUGGACUGUGGAUUGGUUUAUCCAUUCUAAGCAUAUUUGAGAUAAUCCAACUGAUUGUAGAAUUAGUUGGGUAUUGCAUUUACCGAAAUGAGUUAAAGGAUAAUAACAGAAAACGACAAAACGACCCACCAAAGAGGUAUGAAAAUGACAAUAGGCGGUUUAAAGACAGACCCGUGUAUUAUGUUGCCAAUUCUCGUGACAACGAUGGUGACCGAUAUGCACCUCCGCCGUCAUGGCAACAAUCCCAGGAGUUACCGGAAGUUAGACUGUAUAAAGGAGGAUCGUCACAUAACGGGUCUAUAUAUAGCUCACAAUACGCACGACCAUCAUACUGA
This is a messenger RNA of Ylistrum balloti, 1545 nucleotides long. RefSeq names its product amiloride-sensitive sodium channel subunit gamma-like. Gene Ontology annotation, molecular function: ligand-gated sodium channel activity. The record is from RefSeq and is a predicted model, not a curated record. Lineage: Eukaryota; Metazoa; Mollusca; Bivalvia; Pectinida; Pectinidae. Gene Ontology annotation, cellular component: membrane. Gene Ontology annotation, biological process: sodium ion transmembrane transport.